UUCUAAUUUGAAUUCGCGCCAAUUUCUGCUGCGUGCAAAUCUGUAGAAGAAAUUAAAAUUAAUUAGUUGUUUGUUUAGUAAUUAACCAAGUUUCAAUACAUUGAUGGUGUUUAAAAUAAUUAUAAAUUAACUUAGCGUUCUCUCGAGGUUUUCGAACAGUCUUGUCUAUAGAAAAAACCUGUUUUUUACUGUUGUGAAGAUAUAUAUUUUCUGCUAGUUAACACCACACCAUACACCAUGUCAAAAGUAAAAUUGCAUUUAAUCGCUGCUGCUUGUGAUAAUAUGGGAAUUGGAGUCAAUGGGGCUUUACCAUGGCGUUUGAAAAAAGAGAUGGCAUACUUCACUACCAUGACAACAAAGGUGGCGGAUCCCACCAAGGUGAAUGCGGUGAUCAUGGGACGCAGAACUUGGGACUGCAUACCGGAUAAAUACCGUCCGCUGUCCGACAGAGUCAAUAUUGUGCUGACACAUAAUGUGGAGAGUGUGAAGGAAAAUGUUCCGGAAGGCGUGGUGGUAGUUCCAGGGCUGGAUGAGGCGGUCAAAUACAUUGAGAGUCGAGAGGACAUCGAGUCGAGCUGGGUUAUUGGAGGCUCUUCUAUUUAUAGGGCAGCCAUGACACAUCCCAACUGCGGUAAAAUUUACCUGACAGAAAUACAGAAGUCCUUCGACUGUGAUACCUUCUUCCCGAACAUAGAUAAGCAGCAGUUUCACCUCGUUGAUGAAGAACAAGUACCCGGAGAAAGGCAGGAAGAAGGAAACAUUAGCUAUUAUUUUAGAGUUUAUAAGAAAUUGUAAAAAUAUACCAAAAAUACGCUAAAAAUUACCGAAUAGCCAUCCUAACAUGAUCUGUCUUACAAGAAAAGAGUUUUUGGAAUAUCAAUUAUGUACUUUCUUCUAUGAAAAGUUAGCUUAAGUAAAAUUUGCAUUUACUAGUUGUGUUCAAAAAUAUAUAUAAUUGUUAUUAUCUCUUUCGCUUAGCGUUGUAUUUAAGUUUUGAAAUAUGCACUAUUAAAAACUUUAAUUGUUAUACAAGGUGUUGAUUUACAUUUGUGAAAUAUUUCAGGAGGUAGACAUAAAAUACGUAAAUAAUCGAUUGGAAUUACAGUAUACGGCAAUUAGCUUAUAUGCGCUGUUUUUUUUUCUCAUUGUAAUGUCGUAGUAUUUCAGAAGUAACCCAAUUUUAUGAAUGAUCGUUGCGUAUGCUUCGUGUUUGUUUUAACAUAUAUUUAAACUGUUGUUUUAAGGCCAGAAACACACUCGCCAAGUGUAAAUACGGCUGGGUGACAUUGAAGGAUUUCAGAAAAAAAAAUUACGCACCAAUUUAUUUUUUUGUUGAUUUGGGUUGAGAAUCAUUAGCAUAAUUACGUCCUUGAAUAUUGCACAGAUGCAAAUCAACACAUUGUUAUGGUACAAGAGCCAAAAUAUGCACUUAAUAUGCACUAUUAAAAUAUUAUUUUAUAUUUACUCCACAUAUGUUUAGAUAGUGGUUUCACAAUUUUCUCAUUAUUUAAGUAAGUUGGUACACAAAAAAUAAAUCACUCAAUGUGGCACAAUGGGACUCAGCUGCCUUCGGUUAGACUGGAAACCAACCCCAACAUAGUUGGGAAAAGACUAAUGUGGACAAAAGUAGCUUAGCUUUUGAAUUCUAGUGCCUAAAAAGUUGCCUUUUGUAAGUCAAUGUAUGUAUAUUAUUAUGUAGAGUAUAAGGCAGCAUUUACAAUUGUAAGUUUUGCACACAUAAUUAACUAGUUUACGAAAUAACCACAUUUACAAAUGUUUACAUUCAAAUUAAAAAGGCUUAUGUUUAACUGAUCACCAGAAAUAGUAACAAAUAGCAGACAAAAAUAGUAAAUGAUCACCAAAAUGAAA
Helicoverpa zea (corn earworm) is the source of this 1869-nucleotide messenger RNA. RefSeq names its product dihydrofolate reductase (gene Dhfr). Gene Ontology annotation, molecular function: NADP binding; dihydrofolate reductase activity. The coding region runs from base 238 to 795 and encodes 185 amino acids. Gene Ontology annotation, cellular component: mitochondrion. Gene Ontology annotation, biological process: folic acid metabolic process; glycine biosynthetic process; dihydrofolate metabolic process. The record is from RefSeq and is a predicted model, not a curated record. NCBI's taxonomy places the organism in Eukaryota, Metazoa, Arthropoda, Insecta, Lepidoptera, Noctuidae. The transcript has 4 exons.